AUGACGACGACGACGGGCGUGAAAGGAUUUUUUAAAGGCCUUCGCCACAUCACUCAGAUUUUCGAGGAAGGUAAAGAGCGUGAUAUUCAGAUUGGGUUUCCCACCGAUGUAAAACAUGUCGCCCACAUUGGAUCCGAUGGUCCCGCAUCAAAUGCACCAAGCUGGAUGAGUGACUUCAACUCUCAAGGAAAUGAGAAUGCUCAAGUAGUUUCUCGACGAGAUGCCAACAACAAUCCAACAGGAGAAGGAGUUGGAUUACAAGAGUUGCUGCCUCCUCCCGAGAAACAAAAGCUCAAGAAGACAAGGCGUAAAUCCGAGUCACAUCACGGUUCUCCUCCUAGGCGAAACAGCAACGUGUUACCAUCUGAACUGGUACCAAGACCCUCGAGACGUCACCACAGGAGCAGGCACGCGUCGUUAGAUUCAUCUAAUGAUCCAUCCCUCAGGAGGAGGCGUGUUAUUGUCUCGGCUAACGACGAGGAAGGUUCUAAUCAUCUUUCAGACAGCUCUUCUGCUUCUCAUAGAAAGUCUUCGUCGUCGCGUCAUAGGAAGGUGAAAGGAUCAGGAGGAGGAGAAGUGUCCGGGAGGAAGACCAAAGCUAAACCGGAGAAGUCUACUGUUCAAUCAGACGGCAUAUGUAAUGAUAAUAACACCAGCGACAAAGACUAA
Molecule: messenger RNA, 669 nt
Organism: Raphanus sativus (radish)
Lineage: Eukaryota; Viridiplantae; Streptophyta; Magnoliopsida; Brassicales; Brassicaceae
Product: CRIB domain-containing protein RIC3-like
Exons: 3
Coding region: 1-669 (222 amino acids)
Source: RefSeq, a predicted model, not a curated record